Messenger RNA from Amoebophrya sp. A120, 4141 nucleotides. Lineage: Eukaryota; Dinophyceae; Syndiniales; Amoebophryaceae. The record is from the annotation of a GenBank genome assembly.
UGAAGGUCAAAAAGAAAAGCCAACUGCAACUCUGUCUCCACUCUGCUAGAAAAAAAUGUCCUUGCAAAAGCCAGCAUCGCAGCGCAUGGCGGGCGGCAGCCGCAGCAACUCCUCGGCGGGCUCCGCCGCGUCGUUUUCCACCCGAAGCAGCAAACGCGGCGGCGCGACCACAAUGGACCACUUGUCCCACCUUGCGGACAACCACAAAGCCGCCGCAAAAGGGCCUACUGGGAAUCUCGGCUUUGUCAACUGGCCGUGCCGGCACUUGGCGAAGGGAGAGUACUUCAACAAAAGCGUGCUCUUUGCGCUGUCCACCAGACCACACCACUUGGGGCGGGAUCGGCUUUUAGCAACGGACCAGCGGCCUUCGGAUCAGGAGUUGACUUGUGUAGAGUACAAAAAGAAGGACGAGAUGACCAGCGACUUUCAGCUGAAGCUGGACCAAUGCGUUCUGGUAUACUUUUCUUGUGCAUGAUCUUGAUCACUUGAAUUAGACUUUGCCCUUAAGCGUGCCCCCUUUGAUGUGGCCACGCACGGCACUAAGUUGUAAGCGCAACAAGCCUAACAAGUAAAACUCUACUUACCUCACAAAAUAUUGAAGUCUGUCACCAAGGUCGAAGUCAACCCUGACGGUCCUGCUUUUGCAGCGGGUGUGACCGAGGGCUACCAACUCGUGUUCGUGGAUGGGAAACGUGUGAAACACAUGGACGUGUUUGAAGCGCUGGAGAAACUCGAAAAAUUCCCCUGCAAACUCGGGUUCGUGUCCCCGUUGGCAGAGCCGCCAAACCUGUCGGACCGGCAGGUCGCGCAGCGGCUCGGCAUGAACUACGUGAAGCAGAAGAUGCUGCACAAAGCCACGGAACUGAUGGAGGACAUCGCGGAAAAGGAGGGGGAUAGUUUCAAACUCACCUUCAAAAAGUUCCGCACUGUAAUGCAAAAUGCAGGCAUUCUCUGGCUGGAGAAGAAAGAGCUCCGCGACCUCUUCGACGGGCUGGACCGCGACGACAGCGGGUCGGUGGACUUGGACGAAUGGAACCUGGGCGUCGCGGACAAACUGAUUUUUGAUGAUAAGUUUUCCAAACUCAUCAAGGGCGUGAACCGGCACCACAUCCGCGACGCGUCGUAUUUCCUCGAAAUGACCCUGAAAAAAAAGAAGUCCCGGAUGGUCACCUUUGCCGAGUUCGCGUCCGGCUUGUUCAAGGGGGGGAUUACUUGGCUCACCCGGCAGCAGCUGCAGUGGAUGUUCGAGUUUGUGGAUGAAGACAACAGCAAGCUGAUCUCCUUUCCCGAGUGGGCGGCGCGCUUCCAGUUCGACAUCAUCGAGGCGGCGCACGAAGUGCAGCGGUAUUUGGAAAACUACAAAAACGGCAACAAGAAAAAGAACCCGAUUCCGGACGAGAUGGAUUUGGAUUUGUUCAUUCUCACCCUCCACGACAGCGGCGUCACGUGGUUGGCGGAGGAACAGAUCACCCAGCUGUUCAUCAUGAUCGAUCGAGACAAAAGCGGGAUCAUAACCCCGCAGGAACUGAAGCAGAUCGGCGAUUUGGUGGAUCAGUACUACGAGGUUCGGGCGAGCAUGCGGAAGAGCAUGACGUUCAAUACCACAAUCUCUUCCAGGAAAUCUAUGCAAGGAUCAGCAGGGGAGCUGCAAACGGAAGAAGGAAAGGAGCCACUCGGCUGGUCGCAGGAACCGGGGCCGCCGACCAAGCAAGCAAUCGAUGGUGAUUUGUUUGUGGACAAAGCGCUCACCGGUCAUGAUGUCGACCCUUCGAAACCGACGCCCCGCACCGCGUACGCGUUUGACGAAGUAGCGCAGGACAUUUUGGCCGACGUUGUGCCCCCGAUAGAAACGGCGGACGAAAGCGUCCACUCGGUGGACAGCAUCGAGAACCGGAUGUCGGGCGAUAUCUCUCGGGACAUCAUGGCGGUGACUGUCGAGCAGAAAGUGCAGCAGGUCGCGAGCAGUGCCUGUUCCGCCGAGGAAGUGGUUGAUGAAGACGAAAUACCGAAAGACGGUCAGCACGUGUGGGAAGGGAAAAGCGCGACGGAGUCCGACUUCUACAGCAGCAACUUCGAAAUGACAGGAGAGCAAGCGGGUCUGCUCGCUCUGACCCGCUCGCCGGACAAAAGAAGUUCGUUUGCACCAAUAGGCGAGAACAAUUUGGACUUCGACGCGAAGCAAAGCGAAUCCGCAUCCGCGGCCGAGGAGUUGACAAACGCACUGCUGUCCAACAGUAUCACCGGGCACGUCAGGGAGGAGACCGGCGCGGGUCUCUUCGGCUUGCUGGAACAAGAUUUAAAGCCGCUCCAUUUCCCGAGCACGCACGACCAACGGGCGGCGGGUGGAACCGAAGUCAACGUUGGGAUCGCGAGCGCAACCUCCUCCAUCGCGGACAAGGACAGCGAAGGAGGAAAUAAACGUCACCGCUACAACGCGGAAGUAAUCGUUUCCGGCAGCGAAGUUUCCUCCGAGGGCGCGGACCCGAAAAGCGGGCCAGAUGACGAAGAUGAGGAGCAUUCUAGGUUGUUAGAAGCGAUCUCCGGCACACUCGGCUCCCCGCGUGGUGCGGCGGCGAAGACGGAGCCGCUGGCGCUGAUGGAGAGCAGCAGGACAGACGAGCGACAACCAGGUGGGAAUAAUGCUUUGUCCUCUUCUGUUUCGUCCUCUUCCGACGGCGCAAAUAGAGGACAACAACUCCUCGGACUACAACCACCAGUAGCGGAUGCGAGCAGACGGAACAGCGACAUUGACCCGCCAGAGUCGUACAUUUUCAACGAAGUUCCGUCUUCCAGUGCCGUUUCUUCUGUCGUCGGCGAGGGCGACGCGCUGGAUUCUCUGCUUGUCGGGUUCGGGGAGAAGAAAACUUCUGCCGUUCCAGCAGCAGAAGAACUGCAUACUGAUGAAAACGAGGACGAAAUGAAUAGCCACACUGCUUUCCAAAACAUCGACGCGUCGGCCUCCUCCUCGAAGGAGAUUGCCACGAUUGAAGAAGCACAACAUCAAAACCUUCAACCGACGCCACGGGAGGCAGAGCCAGGGUUUUUGUCUUCCUCGAGCGACGAGCACCACGGGUUCCACCACGACCCCGAGGCAGAGGAGAACAAGAAGCACGACCCAUUUUCAAUUCUGUCCUCGGAGGAAGAGCAGCACGAAAAUGUGCAGGAAGAUGAACAUCCAGAUAUCCACACGGAAAUCGACUCCAGCCAGCACUCAGCGACGCUGGAUUUGCGACAAGGCACAGAAAUAUUACCUGCAGGAGCUGUACCAACGCCUGCUCAAGAGCCCCCACCUGAAACUACAGUGGCGGCUACAAAUAGUAAUAUCGCUGAGGCCAUUCCGCUCGUCGCGGACGACACUUCGCUCGAUGCCGCGACGCAGCGCACGACGAAGGAAACUACGAACAACGAGAGCAACGCCGUAGAUCCGCCGACGGAGCAAGAAGCUGUUGAUAUACCAGGCACAGAACGCGCACUCGAACAAAGCGCAGCUGCCAUCAACAAGGGAAAAGCUGCUGAGCCAGAGCCAGCGUCGUCCGCAGUGCCACCGGCAAUACAGCACGAGGUGAGCAAGGAACCGCCCGUAUCUAGUUCCUCCUCCGAUCGAGGAAGGAACGCGGAGCGGAAAAACGCAAACAAAAACUCUGACUUUGCGGAAGACGAACUUUCUGAGGAGGAUAUCCUCGACUCAGGACACGCAAAUCACAGUGACAACGAAAGUGAUCCAUGGCGUUGAAGCCGGGAAGGGGGUAAUAAUAAAUUAUCUGUACCAGAGACGGUAAUCAGUACGAAAUGAUGAUCGCCACGCCGGUCAUUUAUGGAGGAAAAACGUCGAGCAAAAUUCGAUGUUUUCUCAUUUCGAUUCAGCAAAUCAUCGGUCAUCAAUGUUGUCGGGUUUGUGUCAUCUUGCUACUCGGUCCGCGAUGGUUAUCUAUCAUGGUGGUGCUGUCUUCUUUGCCUGGUCUUCAUCCCUAUUUGCGUCUGCAUCGAAGCGAUCUCAAAACUUUUUCCGCAAAUGCAAACUGUGAGAGCCUGUCACAACAAACUGCCUCAAAUGCUUCCCUUGAUAUCGGUUGCACGAUUCGUGGUUUAUUUAGCAAGCACUGCAAACUGAAUUAUGCAUCGUGAUACGAGCUUAGUUCGG